Messenger RNA from Ipomoea triloba (trilobed morning glory), 769 nucleotides. RefSeq lists its product as uncharacterized. The record is from RefSeq and is a predicted model, not a curated record. Bases 31 to 513 code for a protein of 160 amino acids. The transcript is spliced from 3 exons. Lineage: Eukaryota; Viridiplantae; Streptophyta; Magnoliopsida; Solanales; Convolvulaceae.
GUCCUCAUUGGCUAGCUCAGACAUUCCGAUAUGUUAGAGACAAUCUUGCCGAUCACUGCAGCAACAGCGACUUCUGUAGGAAAAGUGGUGAAAACAGUUGUCGAAAUUUCAGACAAGAAGCGAGGGAACGGAUGGAAUGCAAAUGCAGCAUUAUACGCGAUAACACUUUCAGAAAUUAGCUCCAUGAUGAGCAGACCAUCAUUUCCAAGGCUUGACGGGGGUAAUUAUGAUAUCUGGAGCAUCAGGACGAAGAUCUUGCUUAAAUUAUAUGAUGUCUGGGACUUGGUGGAAAAAGGGUACAAAGUGAAAGGACGCAAUGGUAAGGCUUCAAAGAAGGAUCUGGAUAAGGAUUCCUUUGCUUACAAUAUUAUCAUGGAAUCAGUUAAGAUAUCAGUUAGCCGCAGCAUUGUUGAUGCAGACAACUCAAAAGAGCUUUGGGAUGCGAUAAAAACGAAAUAUAAAGAUAAAGACAAAAGCAGCUGGAAGUCAUAUUUCUGUUUGAGAUCGAUAUAAAUCAUAAAGGAGGUUCUCUUAGCCUCUUAGGUUGUUUCUGUUUAAGAUGUCAAUAGGCUCAACUGAAUUAUUACUCUAAAUUUGGUGUAUCUUUUUCUUUACUCUUUACCUGUAAUCCAAGCAUAUUCAAUUGUAUUUAUUUAGUUUCACCCAGGACUAAAUUAAAGAAAAUUGAAUUAAUUAUGUACUAGUUGAAUUUUUAUAGGUGGUAGCCAUAAUGCCUCCUAUAAUAUUACUUGACUUGAUUGUUUGUAAA